AAUCACGCCGCGAUUUCAUCCGCAGCGUCAGGUCACGGUAUUUAAUUCAUUGUGAAGUCGCACAGCGAAUGAUUGCACACGGCAUCUUUAGCUAACGCUAGUAAAAGUUACAGAUUACCCCUAUUCAGAAUGUCGGCGGUUUCACGACGCAGCUCAAUCUUGGUGCCAAUCAAGAACAUCGAGCGGGAGCUCCUCUGCCCAAUCUGCAAAGAACUGUUCACGCACCCCCUCAUUCUACCUUGCCAGCACAGCGUUUGUCACAAGUGUGUCAAAGAGCUGCUCCUGCUGAACCAUGAAGAUUCCCUCAGUACCGAUGCGGGGUCCGAGUCGUCCUUACCCGGGAGUCCUCGCUCCAGAGUUCCCUCUCCUAGUAUGGAAAGACUCGACCGGCUCGUGAGAUCAGGGUCGAUCUCCUCGCCGGGGUGGAGGCGAGGCUCGAUCACGCCCCGCAUCACGACGUUCCCCUGCCCGGGCUGCCAGCACGACAUCGACCUGGGCGAGCGGGGCAUCAGCAUGCUCUUCCGCAACUUCACCCUGGAGUCCAUCGUGGAGCGCUACCGGCAGGCGGCCCGCGCCGCCGUGGCCAUCAUGUGCAACAUGUGCAAGCCGCCCAUCCAGGAGGCCACCAAGAGCUGCAUGGACUGCAAGGCCAGCUACUGCAAUGAGUGCUUCAAGCUCUACCACCCCUGGGGCACCCCCAAGGCCCAGCACGAGUAUGUGGGCCCCACCACCAACUUCAGACCAAAGGUUCUGAUGUGUCCAGAACACGAGAUGGAGAAAGUCAACAUGUACUGUGAGGUGUGCAGACGUCCAGUCUGUCACCUCUGUAAGCUUGGUGGCUCUCACGCCAAUCACAAAGUGACAUCUAUGAGCAGUGCUUACAAGAUUCUUAAGGAGAAGCUCUCAAAAAGUAUCCAUUACCUAAUCAGCAAAGAGGACCAAGUGAGGACUCAGAUUUCUGAGCUUGAGGUGUUGAUCAAUCAAACCGAGGAAAACGGAGAGCUGGCGGAGAGGCAGGCCCACGACCAUUUCGACCACCUCUUCGAGAUCCUGCAGGAGAAGAAGGUGGAGAUGCUGAGGUCCAUCGAGCAGUCGAAGACCCGCCGCCUGGAGAAGCUCCGGGGGCAGGUGGAGGAGUACCAGGGCAUGCUGGAGAACAGCGGGCUGGUGGGCUACGCCCAGGAAGUGCUGAAGGAGACCGACCAGUCCUGCUUCGUCCAGACUGCCAAGCAGCUGCACACCAGGAUCCAGAAAGCCACAGAGUCUCUGAGGACCUUCCACCCAGCAGCUGUCCCCACCUUUGACGAGUUCACUUUGGACGUGUCCAGAGAGGAGACCCUCCUGAAGGAGCUUAGCUUCGGAGGAGUGCCAGACCCGCCCAUCAUCGAUAAGUUCCGAAGCCGGAUCUACAACGAGGGGCUGAUCUGGUGGGAGCUUCCGGAGGACAGCUGCCCCACAGACCAGCAGGUGCUGGAGUACAGGAAGCACGGGGCGGAGGAGGAGAGCGGCUGGGAGGUGCGGGACAAGGUGUUCGGCUCCAGCACAGUGGUGUGCGACCUCGACAGCGACAGCGUCUACUCCUUCCGGGUGCGGACCUGCCGCAACUCCUUGUUCAGCUGCUACAGCCCGGAGGUGACCUUUUACACGCCCCCAGCUCCAGUUUUCAGCUUCCUGUUCAACGACAAGUGCGGUUUCAGCCCCGAGCGGCUGAUCCUGAGCAAGCAGCGCGACUCGGUGGAGAGCGUGGCCGGCCUGCCCUUCCUGCUGGCCUCCGAGCGCGUGCAGACCGGCAGCUACGUCUGCCUGGACUACAUCAUCGGCGACACGGGCAUCUCCCAGGGCAGGCACUUCUGGGCCUUCCACGUGGACUCGCACUCCUACAUGGUGAAAGUGGGCGUGGCCUCCGACUCCAAGCUGCAGGAGUGGUUCCACAACCCCCGCGACACCAGCAGCCCCAGGUACGACCAUGACAGCGGCCAUGACAGCGGCAGCGAGGACACCUGCUACGAGCUGUCCCAGCCCUUCACCCUGGUCACCGUGGGGAUGGGCAAGCUGUUCAUCCCCAAGGGCUCCGCGGCGGCUGCCGCGGCGGGCGACCAGGGCGGCCGCGUGCUGCCCAUGCCCCAGCGCAUCGGCGUCUGCCUGGACUACGAGGGAGGCCGGGUCUACUUCUACGACGCCGACACCAUGCGGUGCCUUUACGAGCGGCCAGUGGACUGCUCGGGUACCAUGUACCCCGCCUUCGGGCUGAUGGGCAGCGGCGGGGUGCACCUGGAGGAGCGCAUCACCGCCAAGCGGCUGGCGUACCCGCCUGAUGAGCAGUAGGCGCCCGCCCGCGUCCGUACGCUCUCGGCGCCCUGCCCUCC
Messenger RNA from Megalops cyprinoides (Indo-Pacific tarpon), 2366 nucleotides. RefSeq names its product tripartite motif containing 36 (gene trim36). Lineage: Eukaryota; Metazoa; Chordata; Actinopteri; Elopiformes; Megalopidae. The transcript has 10 exons. The coding region runs from base 130 to 2325 and encodes 731 amino acids. Gene Ontology annotation, molecular function: protein binding; zinc ion binding. The record is from RefSeq and is a predicted model, not a curated record.